GCAGACAAAGAGUCUUCCUCGCAUAUUGCGACACGCGAUUGUUUGAACCGCUCUGCGCAGCACAUGUACGCGAUCAGGCCUGUGCACGUUACUACAUUUCCGGCAGCGAGUACGAGCAAUUUUUUCAAGAAGUACUGUUGCUGUGUGAUUAUAAUACUGAUAUUCUUUCGCGCCUAAAAUUUUGUGAGCUGGUGUAUCUUUUUGAAGAGAUAUCUCCUCUGAAGAGCUGCGAGAAAAGCUGAUAUCUCCUCUGAGCUGACCCCUCCAUAUUACAUAAUUGUGUGCAUAGUUUUUUCAAGUAUCAGACGAAACUUUUUUAAAAUGACCUGGCUCGUUGUAAAAUUUGAUGACGAAGAAACAGUAGAAGCUGUUCCGAAUACAUGGUAUAAAAAUUCACAAUGUUAUUGGCCACCUGAAGGCACUGUACAACAUGUCAUAAUAGAUCUAAUAAAGAAGAAACAUCUUCCUACGACAGAUUGGAUGCUUUAUAGAGCGAGUAGUUUGGGCACUUAUGACACUUAUAAAAAAGCGCAUCAAAAGGCAAACAAAGCCAAAAGUACAAACAAUCUUACUUCUAAUAAUGAAGAGUUGAAAGAGAAAAGAGAACGUAAUACAAAAACUAAAAAGCGCAAUAACAAAUCUGAAAGUGAAUCGUCCUCCUCUGAAAUAGAUAGAUCAUCAUCAGAUGAUGAUGCAUUAUAUCCUGACGUUCCAAAUUUUAACGAACAAACUGACUCAAACAAUAGAAAAAAAAAUCAAAUAGAAAAUAACACUUAUAAGUCCAAAGUUACUGUUGAUACUGUUUCUAAUUCUGAUACUAGUACUCCUAUUUUUAAUAUUGUUGAGUCAUAUCAUAAAAACCCGGCUUUGGAAUUAAAUUCUGAAUUUGGAAAACGGAUUUGUAGAGAAUUACACAUUCUCAGUUUGAAAAUGGAUGAUAUUUCCGAAGGUAUUAAUGUUCUACUAAAAAAUAAAUCAGAUCCAGUACAAAAUGUUGUAUGUAAUGAAAUUCCCGAAAUUAUGCAAUCAUUUCCUGUAAAUGAUAAUUCUUUGGCUGAAUUGGAGAACUGGUUAAUGACAUCUGAAAAUAAUAAAACAAUUUUGUCUCAAAAUUUAAGUCGCAUUGGAGGAUGUACCGUUAAAGAAAUCGUUCGAAGAAUUAUGUAUCGCAUUUUUACCAACGAAGUUGGUAUGUCCUACUCAUGGGAAGGGGCAAAGAAAAAGAAAGUUUUCAAAAAUUUAGCUGUGGCGUCUGUAAUUCUCUCUGCUGUACGUCUUAAUAAAAAUACUCAAGAGUGUACAGAUUCAGAAAUAAUAGGCUUUAUAAAAGCGUGGCUUGUAAGGAGUAAGGAUCGCUUUAGUAAUAAUAAAGACAAAAAUAUAGCUCUUCAAAUAGUUGAAGCAAUUGAAGAGUCAACUAAUCAGCAAUGAAACAGAAAUAUAUAAUAGCGUUUUCGAGCGAGACGCAUUUUGAUCGCUCC
This is a messenger RNA of Nylanderia fulva, 1481 nucleotides long. The record is from RefSeq and is a predicted model, not a curated record. Lineage: Eukaryota; Metazoa; Arthropoda; Insecta; Hymenoptera; Formicidae.